UAGGGUGUGCGUUCUGCGCAUGCGCUACCGCGGAAGGAGAGCUGCUGAGGUCGAAUCGUAGGAUUCAAAGAGUCUUCGCCAAAAUAAGGCAAAAUGCCUGCGGACUUUGAUAAAGAAGCGUACCCGAAGCCUCCUCGGCAAACGCCGGUCGCGGACAAGCAGACCGCGCUGCCGAACCCGGCCCUGAUCCUGUCCAAACUCUUCUAUUACUCCGUGGACCUGCCUGUCACCACAUUUAGAGGUGUCGUGGACAGCAUUCGGGCUCAGAACAGGUCCGUGUACUACCACCAGAAGUUCCGCCGUGUCCCCGACCUGACCGAGUGCGUGCACGGAGAUUACCUCUGCUACUAUGAGGCCGAGAUGCAGUGGAGGAGAGACUUCAAAGUGGACCAGGAGAUCGUGAAGGUGAUCCAGGAGCGCAUGAGGGCAUGCCAGCAGAGAGAAGGACAUAGCUACGAACAGAACUGUAGCAAGGAAAUCGAGCAGUUCAACGAGGUGUCCAAUAGCUACAUGUCACGCUAUGGAGACCUGGGAGCGUAUAGCAGUGGAAGGAAAUGUCUCAUGAAGCAAAAAGAACGAAUGAUGGCAGCUCAGGCUCAGAGCGCUAUCUAACUUCUACUUGUACUGUGUAAUUGUAAAAUAAAAUUUAUUCCACAAACCAA
Molecule: messenger RNA, 662 nt
Organism: Scophthalmus maximus (turbot)
Lineage: Eukaryota; Metazoa; Chordata; Actinopteri; Pleuronectiformes; Scophthalmidae
Gene: ndufb10
Product: NADH:ubiquinone oxidoreductase subunit B10
Exons: 4
Coding region: 94-612 (172 amino acids)
Source: RefSeq, a predicted model, not a curated record